Trematosphaeria pertusa is the source of this 1392-nucleotide messenger RNA. RefSeq lists its product as uncharacterized. Lineage: Eukaryota; Fungi; Ascomycota; Dothideomycetes; Pleosporales; Trematosphaeriaceae. The record is from RefSeq and is a predicted model, not a curated record. Bases 1 to 1392 code for a protein of 463 amino acids. The transcript is spliced from 4 exons.
AUGCAAACACCGAUGAAGACAUUCGAACCCCUACACGUUCGUGGGGGACCGUCCUGCCCCCACGAGGCCCAACGCAUCGACCCCCUCCCUGGCGGUGGCGGACCUGCAACGCAUGGCAGGACGAAUCGCGCAUAUAACAAGGCGACGAAUCACCACGACAGCCGCGAUCCUCCAAGAAACCGCUCCCUACUGCAAAUGAAAGACGGUGGAUAUGCAUUGACCGAGGACGAGCGCUAUACCCCGACCACCACGAAAGGCAUAUCAGCCCGCUAUGCGCGGCUCAAAAUCCGGAGACACAUCCUCCUGUUCGAGCCAAUGAAUUUUACCAUACCUGCAUGCCAGGGCGCACACAACACGCGCCCGAGACGCUCUGUCUGGAUCCAGAUUGGCGGAAUAACCGCCCACUUGUGCUCUGCCACGUUUGCCAAGAACCAGCCUGCUUCAAGCAUAUCAUGUACGGAGCCAUCAUCGGGAGGGAACCAAAAAUCCACCAAAAGAACAGCGUAUCACACACGCUACAUGGCUCCGUCCUUGAACACAUGGGCAAUCCAUGGGGCUCGCGAAGAAAAUAUUCGCAUCAUUACUCUUCAGAUUACCAAGCCCUACACAACCUAUACAACAACGCUUACCUUGAUGCGCUCUGCUCCGCCAGUAGAAGCAUCAACGGAUUAUGCUCCAUCUUCGGCAUCUACUACAGGGAGCUCCGACUCCGACUCCGACGUGUGGGUGGUUGGAGUGGUGUUAAGCGUGUUGGCUUUGCUCUUUGCCAUCUCAUGCUGCAUCUGUAGAAGACCAGGCCCUCCAGGUCCCCAAGGUCCACGGGGCGAGCCAGGCACUCCGGGUCGCGAUGGUGCUCCAGGCCCUCCAGGUCGUGAUGGUGUUCCUGGUGCUCCCGGUGCGCCCGGUGCUCCAGGCCCUCCAGGUGAUCCAGGUGGUCCAGGUCCUCCAGGUCCUCCAGGUCGUGAUGGUCGCGAUGGUCGCGAUGGUCGCGAUGGUGCUCGUGGUGCUCCAGGCGCUCCCGGUGCUCCAGGCGCUCCAGGUCCUCAAGGUCUCCCAGGUCCUCAAGGUCUCCCAGGUCCUCAAGGUCUCCCAGGUCCUCAAGGUCUCACGGGUGCUCGAGGCCCCUUAGGUGCUCCAGGUCCCCCAGGUGCUUCAGGGCCCGCAGGAGCUCCAGGGCUUGCAGGUGCUCCAGGUCCCCCAGGUGCUCCAGGGCCCGCAGGUGCUCCAGGUCCUCAAGGCCGCCGCGGAAGUACCGGGCCAGAAGGCCGCGAUGGCCGACAGGGUGCUCCAGGUCAUGACGCUCGGGAUGGGCGCGACGGGCGCGACGGGCGUGAUGGGCGCGAUGGGCGUGGCCGACGUAAAGGUCGCAGUGACAACGAUGGGAGCGGAUGA